Molecule: messenger RNA, 860 nt
Organism: Malania oleifera
Lineage: Eukaryota; Viridiplantae; Streptophyta; Magnoliopsida; Santalales; Ximeniaceae
Product: arabinogalactan protein 21-like
Exons: 1
Coding region: 278-478 (66 amino acids)
Source: RefSeq, a predicted model, not a curated record
UUCGAGCUGUUACACCCUCACUUCCAACAUUAGCGUCGGGCAGCUGCCCGUCAAAAACCCUACGCUCUCUCUCUGUCUCUCUCUCUCUCUUCCUCUGGGCUUACUAUAUAAACCCCACCACCCACUAGCCAUUGCCAUACGCACUCUGCUUUGGCUCUCCUGCAAAUUCCUCUUCGGAAAAUCUCAAACUUUUCCCAGAGGAAUUAGUUGCAGGCUUCAAUUCUCUCUUUCCUUCUUAAUUCCUUUCUGCCAAAUUAAUCGGUUGCCGCCAUCGUCAAUGGAGGCUUUGAAGAUGAUGAAGCUGUUCGUGGCCGUGGCCGUGGCCGUCGUCCUGGCGGCACUCUCGAACGCCGCCGCCGCCGCCGCCGGAGCCGAAACUCCGACUCCCGGCCCUACCUCCGACGCCGCGGCCUUCGUCCCUGUCGCCUUCGCCUCUCUCAUUGCCCUCGCCUUUGGCCUCUCAUCUCUUCUGAACUGAUGGACUUUUUCCAUCUACCUGGCUUCUGGGAUUUUGAGAUUUUCUCUCUCUUCAAUUCCUGGUGUUCAUAAAUUCAUAUACAGUUCAGAGAAUGGCUUGAGAAAUUUCUUUAUUUUUUAAAACUAUUAGACCUUAAUUUAUGCUUUAUAUGAUGUGAUUUUCUGUGAUUCGUAGGAUCUGUUUGGGAGUGUGAUUCAUGUGUUUGCUCUUUGUAUGAUAUAUAUAAUUUUAACCCUCUCUCUCUCUUUUUAGGGUAAUAAAAAAAUAUCAGAGGGGAUUUGUCUUCAUCUUCUUCUUCUUUCGUUUUCUUCAUGAUCAUUUUCUGUCAUCUGUUGUAUCAAUGAGAUUUAUUUGUACUAAUAAAUUUUACAUUUGUUUAUUA